ACAAAGUGAAAAGCCCUUAAUCAGCCUGGGCAUCACCAUCACCUGUAAGACUGUGUGUUUGUGGGCAGCGUGGCUUGUAUCGUGAGUCGUAGUGUAGGACCUACAAGCAAAAAUGCCUUCUCCAAUACCCGUGACUCGCCUGCUGCCGAAAGACUUUUAUCCGUCUCUCAGCAUCGGAGUUUGCAGUAGUCCACUGACCAAAUACGCAAAUGCUACGACAUUGAACGUGCCUGCUCAAAGGCUCCACGGGAAGGUGGCGAGCAAGCUGUGGUCGUCGGUGAUUCACUGGAAAGAACUGCAGGCGAUGCAGCAGAUAGGCUCCGGAGGGUUCGGUUCGGUGUACAAGGCGACGUACUUCGGGGACACAAUCGCGGUUAAGAAAGUGAAAAAGUGCUCAAAGAAUAAGUUGGCUUCCAGACAAAGCUUUUGGGCAGAACUAAACGCCGCACAUCUUCGGCAUAAAAAUGUGGUGCACGUGAUCGCAGCGACGACGUGUGUCCCAGCCAACUCGGAGAACGAGAACAACAUUGGCACGAUACUGAUGGAGUACGUUGGCAGCCGCAAUCUCCACCACAUCAUCUAUGGCUCUGCAGACGCUCUUGGGAAGGACACUUGUCUCAGGUACUCCGCAGAUAUCGUCCAAGGCCUCCGCUUCUUGCAUUCCCACGGCAUUGUCCAUUUAGACAUCAAACCGGCAAACGUGUUGGUUUCAACCGGGGACAUCUGCAAAAUCGUUGAUUUUGGCAGUUCGGUUCAAGUGGACCGUGCAUGUGAGGCAGGCUCCGUCACGCCCUGUUUGCAAAACGUCGGGGGCACCUAUACCCACCGAGCACCCGAGCUGCUCAAAGGAGAGAGCAUCACCCCAAAAGCGGACAUCUUCUCGUUCGGGAUCACGUUGUGGCAGCUGAUCACCAGGGAGCAGCCAUACCCAGGGGACAGGGAACACGUUUUGUAUGCGGUCGUGGCUUAUAAUCUGCGACCGCCUUUGGAAGACGAGCCGUUGCUCCGACCGACCCAGGGGGUGCAUGCUCUGAGCUGCAGGACGCUGGUGUGUCGCUGCUGGAGCGGUGAGGCAGCUUCCAGGCCCACGGCCGAGGAGGUCCUGGUGGCUCUGGAGGAGCUGCGGUCCAGAGCCUGACUGGCCGGGGUUCUAAUGGCAGGUGCAUUUGUUUCGGUGAAAAUGUUUAUUUUCUAAAAUGGUACUUUCUUUUAUUUUAUUUCCCAACUAUUUCAAUUGUGUCCCCUCGCACCCUUUAAAACUAAAAGAGCGCUAUUAACUAGUAUGUUUUUGUUAUCGAGAAAAUAUCAAUUUAUUUUUUAUACAAAUGUCUGUUUUAAUUAUAUUGUUUAAGGAUUUCAUCUGAAUGUUGUAUUGUAUGGAUGAUGUGAUCAUGACAUUUUAAUGUGUUGGGAAUUUAUUAAAUUUUUGUCUUUAUAUUGUCUUGAAUAUUGUCUAUUUCAGGAUAUCUAAAUGUCAAACCUCUCCUGAAGGAAAUAUGACAACAAAAUGCAGGUUGGCUAAUGAAUCAAAAUAAGUGUUCCUACUUCACUCUAUUAUGGGAUUAUUUAUAUCCAUCAUAUGAUUAUGGCUGUCAAAGAAUAGCCUUGUUUGUUGCUAUAUAUUCGGCUCAAUCAACACAAGUCACCGUGGCCUCCAUAGACUAUCCUUAGAACACACCAGCUGUUGGCAAGCGAUGUUCCCCUCGGCUCUUCAUUUGCAGCCAUCACAAGAAAUGUUCCAAAGCUAGGAGCCAUGUCCUGAAAGCCAGGCAGUCUUGAAACUGCUUCAUGGGAUGUAAAUAAAGGGCAGAAAUUUGCUCUAGUCUAAUAGUGACGGGCUAGUGUGGGGUUAUUACUCUUGUGAAGUCUUAAUAUAAGGUCACUUUUUAUUAAGUUUUUGUGGUGGAUAUCUGAUUUAGCAUGUAAUAAUUUGCAUGAAUCAAUACUUAAAAUUAAGAAUUGUUUAGGGGAAGAUGUGUUGUAUUUGAAUACACAUGCACUACCAACAAUAGUGACUUUCAUACAACAGACUAACUGCCCUAAAUGGACACAUACAAAGACACACUCACAGCGAUACACAGCAAGAACAUCAGAAAAACAGUCCUUUUCGGAUCCUUCUUUUAGUCUUUAUUGAACUUUCAUUACAUUGUGUAAAACACAAGGAGUUGAAGACUGCAGCUCUUCUUUCACUCAUAGCAGCAAAGUGUGAAGACCAAAUCCUGUUAUUCUGCCAGACAAUAAAUAAUCUGUUUCUUUGGAUGAUGUCAAUGUUACGAAAAGAUAAAAGCUGCAGCAUUAAUUUCUAUUUUACACAACUUAUAAACAUAUAUAUUCUAUUUUUUUAUAUAUUUAUAUAUGCUUGUGUGAAUUACUUAGCCUAUAUUUAUAAAAAUACAACAGUAGUUUGUAAAAUAGAUUUUUAAAGUAAAAUAUAGAAGAUUAGCAACUUCAUUCUAUCAUCAUCAUUGUCAUCAUCACAGGAUGUUGAAAUGCGACGAAAAACAAAAACCAACAUGGCUGGAAUGCAGUUUGCUCUGAAACUCCUCAGCUCAUCUUUGAGACAUGUGGUGUGGAGGGAACUAUCAUUGUCUUCACUUUCUAUUAUCGUCCACUAGGGGGGGCUCCUCAGCGGAGCCAUCGCCCAAUACCACAACACACAGGUGAAGAGAAAACAAAAAAAAGCAUGUGAUAUUACAGGCGAGUCCGUCAAAAAACAAAGACUACAAAAAAGUCACAGUACAAAUAAAAAAUAGAUAUAGCUAUAUAGUACAACCGAGCACACAUUCCGGCAGUUCAGCUAAAAUGAAAUUGGAUAUUUUGUUUGUAAAAACGAUACAAUUAAGAACUAGAAAAGAGGUUGGUAGCACCUUGUGGCGCUCGAGAAGUAUAUGUUAGCAGCUUUAUCCAAUACCAAAACAAAUAUUGCAGUAUUGCAGUGUUUCUUACAGACACAUUCAAUAAGGUUCACUGGUACCACUGAAGCUUAUAAAGAAGGUUGACAUGAAUUGCUAAAAGGUCUGUGUCUCUCACUGACAAGCGUCUUAUGUUCAUUGUCUACUCUGUAAGUGUGCACUGCCUGCAAUGAACAGCUCCUCUGGAUGUAUGUUCUUUGAGUGGGUCAAAUGUGGCUUUACGUUCUAAACAGGCGUUUUACCCCCACCGCAACAAAUAUAACUGCUUAAAAUUAAGCAUCUAAAGUAAUAUCUCCCAAAAAUGCAUGAUGUAUGCCUGAUGACAUGAUACAAGUACAUAAGUCUUCAGUUAGAAAAUAAUGUAAUGGUCAAAAUCAAGUAGUAUUUGUUACUUCUUUACCAAAAGUAAGGAAGAAACGCUGAGGUCAAUAGCUGAGUGUUCUCAAUAUCCCUGUGUCAUGUUGUGACGUGUUCAAUUGUCGAUUUAAACUGACAAUUGAACUAAAUGUGAUCCAAGUGUGUGGUUAAGUGCUACAUAAUAUUAAUUAUAUUAUUGAUCUAACCUAAGAUAGCCGAUUGUUUGCCAUGGGCCUUUUCUGAUAUGUGGCCUGUAAAGCAAUUGUGGGGAUUAAAGUUAUGUUUUUGAUAAAGGGCCUCCCAAUGAGAUACACAGAACGCUUGUGCAAGUAAAGCAAAAUUGACACUUUGAUAGGAAAAACACUGUCAAAAUUGUACCUUUUAAAAAUAAAACAAUUUAUAUCAUAUUUACAUGUUAUUGUUCUCUAAAGAGCUAAAUAUAUCUUCUACACAUUUUGUAAUAAAUGUUUUUAAACAAAAAAAAAUGGGAGGAAACAAAAGCAUUUACAAAAAGUGCUAUGAUUACACAACAAAAACAAAACAAAAACAUUUCCAUUGCUAACGUUUCCUGUAAAACCACAAAC
This is a messenger RNA of Gadus macrocephalus (Pacific cod), 3853 nucleotides long. RefSeq names its product v-mos Moloney murine sarcoma viral oncogene homolog (gene mos). The transcript has a single exon. The record is from RefSeq and is a predicted model, not a curated record. The coding region runs from base 113 to 1138 and encodes 341 amino acids. Gene Ontology annotation, biological process: protein phosphorylation. NCBI's taxonomy places the organism in Eukaryota, Metazoa, Chordata, Actinopteri, Gadiformes, Gadidae. Gene Ontology annotation, molecular function: protein kinase activity; ATP binding.